AUGUCCUACCUGGUACACACCGCUCGCCAUCCACUACGCGUCCUUCCUCCUCAAUGCUCCCUUCGCCAUCUUCGUCCAAGUCCAGCACGCUCAUUCCACACAUCCCCGGUGGCUCGUGACUUUCACUUCGACACACACCACUUUGUGCAACGUCUAGAGCGCGAAGGUCUGAACCGUGCCCAGGCCGAAGGUAUCAUGUCUGCAAUGGCAGAGGUGAUAGACGAGAGCAUAAGGAACAUGACCAGCAAUAUGGUUACCAAAGCAGAUCAAGAAAAGCACCAAUAUACCCAACAAGUUGACUUUGCGCAAAUCAAGUCCGAGCUUCAACUCAUGGAGAAAAAUGACCUUGCCAUGAUCAAAGCAGAGAACGACCGUCUCGUGACCGACAUAGAGAAGCUCAAGCAGCGACUUCGUGAGGAAAUCACCCGGACUCAAGCUGGUGUCCGGUUAGACUUGAAUCUCGAGAAAGGAAGAAUGCGUGAAGAGAGCAGUGGGCAGGAGUUAAAGAUCAAAGAAGUUGAUACUCGUAUAGAACAGGAAAUUGCCCACCUACGGACAGCAAUACAAGCAUCAAAGGCUACCACUUUGCAGUAUCUUGUCGGAUUUGUGACAGGUUGUUCUGCACUGCUGAUGGCGUACCUACGGUUUAGAGUUUAG
Molecule: messenger RNA, 657 nt
Organism: Serpula lacrymans var. lacrymans S7.9
Lineage: Eukaryota; Fungi; Basidiomycota; Agaricomycetes; Boletales; Serpulaceae
Exons: 4
Coding region: 1-657 (218 amino acids)
Cellular component (GO): mitochondrion
Source: RefSeq, a predicted model, not a curated record